This is a messenger RNA of Oncorhynchus mykiss (rainbow trout), 12419 nucleotides long. Its product is annotated as plasma membrane calcium-transporting ATPase 1. Gene Ontology annotation, molecular function: ATP hydrolysis activity; PDZ domain binding; P-type calcium transporter activity. Lineage: Eukaryota; Metazoa; Chordata; Actinopteri; Salmoniformes; Salmonidae. The record is from RefSeq and is a predicted model, not a curated record. Gene Ontology annotation, biological process: calcium ion transmembrane transport; regulation of cytosolic calcium ion concentration. Gene Ontology annotation, cellular component: intracellular membrane-bounded organelle; plasma membrane.
UCGCACCAGACACUGCUGUAUCCCUCUCGGUGAACCGAUCGGUACGCUCUGAUUUUUCAGUAGUCUGGGGAUAGGUCGCGUUUAUCUGUACGUUUACCGCGGAUGUACGUGAACCCGGAACCAACUCACAAUUUAGACAAAACAAGAAACCUCGCUAAGUGAAUCUAUUGGGUCUGCUGCUGUGCUUUCGGACCGAGCAGGUCCUUCCUCUGUGCGAUCAUUUCCUCCUAUUUGUAGAGGAAGGGUGUUAGUUUUCGAAGUGAAAUCUCAGAAGUUGGUUUACUUUCGGGACUCGUAACGUGUUGCUCUAGUUUAUCAUGUACUUAAUGUAGAGUUACUGAUAUCUAAAACACGUCUGUAAAGUGCCGCGAUCAAGCCCAUCACUGUGUAAUGUCACAGUUGUCAAAUUGGAGCCCAGAUGGGGAACAAAACAAAACAAAACCGUAGGCUAUAGCUCGCACUUCUACAGAUCCAUCCAGCACGCACAUUUAUGCCAAAUAACGCAUAGGGGCAAAUCCAUCUCACGGAUUUCUCUUUCCAUCUCAACGGCAUAAUAUAGCCACUGAUUUAGUUUUUUUGUUUUGUUUUUCUAUGUCAAACUGUAGGCUUGGCUACUCACUGAAAUACCUUUUGCAAAACCCAGCUCUGACCGAAGCGGAAGAGGACAGUUUUUUUCUGUCUGAGAUACGGGACACUGGAUUUACCCGCUGGUGGAGACAGUGAUUGUGUGUUAGUGAGGUGAGCUGAGCAAAGGAAAUGAGCGCUCAUUGAGACCUUCUCCUGCCGUCUGACUACCCUCAGCAUCCGGGUAAGGACUGUGCCUCUACCACACAGUUUCGUGCAACAGAAGAAGUGGUCAACGGAUCAUGUCUCCACUGUUACGUGGAAACUAAUGCACUACCGGGUCCAGAAACCCGUCCUCUGACCCCACACACUACUUCUACAUUACCCACGAUUCCUGUCUGCAAAAAAAGUAAGGACUUAGGUGUUGAAGCCCUUAGGUGACUUGGACUUCCUUGUUGUACUAUUGAGCUAUUUCAGCACCACUAACCAGUUCAUAGUUUACAACAGUGGUCUUAGAGGGACUGUAGAGGCACUGAGAGACAGUCAUAGAGUAAAGAGAGAAAAACAAAGAACAACGAAAACAAAAUGGCCAACAACACGGCGGACCACCCUCCGGGGAACUCUGUUGCCGAUGGCAACCAAGAAGGGGACUUUGGCAUCACGGUGAUGGAUCUCCGGGACCUAAUGGAGCUGAGGAGCGGAGAGGCCGUCACCAAGAUAGCCGACUCCUACGGAGACGUGCAAGGGCUCUGCCGCAGGCUCAAGACAUCACCCAUCGAGGGUCUGUCUGGUAACCCAGUGGAUCUGGAGAAGCGCCACACAGCGUUUGGGAAGAACUUCAUCCCUCCUAAAAAGCCUAAGUCUUUCCUGGCGCUGGUGUGGGAGGCCCUACAGGAUGUUACUCUCAUUAUCCUGGAGAUUGCUGCCGUCAUCUCCCUGGGCCUGUCCUUCUACCACCCUCCCGGGGGAGAUAGCGAACUGUGUGGUGAGACAGCAUCUGGAGUGGAGGAUGAGGGCGAGGCGCAGGCGGGCUGGAUCGAAGGCGCUGCCAUCUUGUUCUCUGUUGCCAUCGUUGUCUUGGUGACAGCGUUUAACGACUGGAGCAAGGAGAAGCAAUUCCGCGGGCUGCAGAGCCGCAUCGAACAGGAGCAAAAGUUCACCGUCAUCCGCAAAGGCCAGGUCAUCCAGAUCCCUGUGUCCGAACUAGUGACAGGAGACAUCGCCCAGAUCAAAUACGGUGAUCUGCUGCCAGCUGAUGGUAUCCUGAUCCAGGGCAACGACCUGAAGAUUGACGAAAGCUCUCUGACUGGUGAAUCAGACCAAGUCAGGAAGUCCCUCGAGAAAGACCCCAUGCUGCUGUCCGGCACCCAUGUGAUGGAGGGAUCAGGUAGAAUGGUGGUGUCUGCAGUGGGUCUCAACUCCCAGACUGGAAUCAUCUUCACUCUGCUGGGGGCGGGAGACGGCGACGAGGAAAAGAAGAUCAAGAAAGGUAAAAAACAAGGACCCCCCGAAAAUCGCAACAAAGCUAAGACCCAGGACGGCAUUGCCCUGGAGAUCCAGCCCCUGAAGAGUGAGGUUGAGUCCGAGGAGAAGGAGCCAGAGGUGGAGGUCAAACAGGUGAAGAGGGUUCAGAUCACCAAGAAGGAGAAGUCUGUGCUGCAGGGCAAACUCACCAAACUGGCUGUGCUAAUCGGGAAGGCAGGUCUGAUCAUGUCAGCAGUGACGGUGGUCAUUCUCAUUCUGUACUUCGUGAUUGAUACGUUCGGGGUGCAGGGUCGCCCAUGGCUGAAGGAGUGUACCCCCAUCUACAUUCAGUACUUUGUCAAGUUCUUCAUCAUCGGAGUCACUGUGCUGGUGGUGGCUGUGCCUGAGGGGCUGCCUCUAGCCGUCACCAUCUCUCUGGCCUACUCUGUCAAGAAAAUGAUGAAAGACAAUAACCUGGUGCGUCACCUGGAUGCGUGUGAGACGAUGGGGAAUGCUACGACCAUCUGCUCUGACAAGACAGGCACCCUCACCAUGAACCGUAUGACCGUGGUGCAGGCCUACUUGGGAGACACACACUACAAGAAAGUACCGGAACCCGACGUCAUCAAACCAUCCACACUGGAAGUCCUGGUCAACAGCAUCGCCAUCAACUCAGCCUAUACUACUAAGAUCCUGUCUCCAGCGAAGGAGGGAGGUCUGCCCCGCCACGUUGGCAACAAGACAGAAUGCUCCCUAUUGGGCUUCGUGCUGGAACUGAAGAGGGACUACCAGCCAAUCAGGGAUGAGAUUCCUGAGGAGAAGCUGUAUAAGGUGUACACCUUCAACUCCUCCCGUAAGAGCAUGAGCACGGUGCUGAAAAACACAGACGGUAGCGGCUUUCGCAUGUACAGCAAGGGAGCCUCCGAGAUCGUCCUACGCAAAUGUUCCCGUAUCCUGGACACGAACGGGGAGCCACGUAUCUUCAAGCCUAAGGAUCGUGAUGAGAUGGUGAAGGUGGUGAUUGAGCCCAUGGCCUGUGACGGUCUAAGGACCAUCUGUGUGGCCUACAGGGACUUCCCUGCCGAGGCAGGAGAACCAAACUGGGACAACGAGGCCGAUAUCCUCAACGAGCUCACCUGCAUCUGUGUGGUCGGCAUUGAAGACCCUGUCAGACCUGAGGUACCUGAUGCUAUCCUCAAGUGCCAGAGGGCUGGCAUCACCGUCCGCAUGGUUACCGGGGACAACAUCAACACCGCCCGUGCCAUAGCAACCAAGUGUGGCAUCCUGUUGCCAGGCGAGGACUUCUUAUGUCUGGAGGGCAAAGAGUUCAACCAGCUGAUCCGUAAUGACCAGGGAGAGGUGGAGCAAGAGCGUCUGGACAAGGUGUGGCCCAAGCUGCGUGUGCUGGCUCGUUCCUCUCCUACUGACAAACACACUCUGGUCAAAGGUAUCAUGGACAGCACCGUCCUCGAGACACGACAGGUGGUGGCUGUGACAGGCGACGGAACUAACGAUGGCCCCGCCCUGAAGAAGGCUGAUGUUGGGUUUGCUAUGGGUAUCGCCGGUACGGACGUGGCUAAGGAAGCGUCAGAUAUCAUUCUGACUGACGAUAACUUCACUAGCAUCGUCAAGGCUGUCAUGUGGGGCCGCAAUGUCUAUGACAGCAUCUCCAAGUUCCUCCAGUUCCAGCUCACGGUCAACGUGGUGGCCGUCAUCGUGGCCUUCACUGGCGCCUGCAUCACACAGGACUCUCCUCUGAAAGCGGUGCAGAUGUUGUGGGUUAACCUGAUCAUGGACACCCUGGCUUCCCUGGCCCUAGCCACCGAGCCCCCCACUGAGUCCCUGUUGCUGAGGAAGCCGUACGGCCGCAACAAGCCCCUAAUCUCUCGCACCAUGAUGAAGAACAUCCUGGGUCAUGCCGUCUACCAGCUCACAAUCAUCUUCACCCUCCUGUUCGCUGGAGAGAACAUCUUUAAUAUCGACAGUGGGCGCAACGCGCCCCUCCACUCGCCGCCCUCGGAGCACUACACCAUCGUGUUCAACGUGUUUGUCAUGAUGCAGCUGUUCAACGAGAUCAAUGCCAGGAAGAUCCACGGAGAGAGGAACGUUUUUGAGGCCAUCUACCGUAACCCCAUAUUCUGUAGUGUGGUCCUGGGAACCUUCGUCCUGCAGAUUGUCAUUGUCCAGGUUGGAGGGAAGCCCUUCUCCUGCACCGCUCUGACCAUCGACCAGUGGCUCUGGUGUGUGUUCAUCGGAGUGGGAGAGCUGCUUUGGGGACAGCUGAUCUCAGCCAUCCCCACCCACCACCUGAAGUUCCUAAAGGAGGCUGGCCACGGAACCCAUAAGGAGGAUGUCCCUGAAAACGAGAUGAACGAGGGGGACGAUGAGAUCGACCACGCUGAGAUGGAGCUCCGUAGGGGUCAGGUCCUCUGGUUCAGGGGCCUCAACCGCAUCCAGACUCAGAUUAAGGUGGUGAAUGCGUUCCGUAGCUCUCUUUACCCGGGGCUAGAGAACCGAGAAUCAAAAAAUUCCAUCCAUAACUUCAUGGCCCACCCUGAGUUUGUUCCCCUGUCUGAGGAAGAGGCGCGGAUCCCUGACAUCGAUGAGAGCAGCAGUGAUGAGGUGGCGCUCCAGCACAUGCCCAGAUCCUUCUCUGGGGGGGCAGAAGCUCCAGACGUCAGCCACGAGGCCUCCUGCUGAUCACCUCCUCUCUUCUCCUCUCUUCCGUUGUGCUCUGUCCAUCUCCCCCUGUCGGCCGGCUGGUUACCAUCCUGCACUUCCUCUCUUCCACCACCAAGAGGACAAGCGGUGCGCCCCUCAUCCCACAGAGGGUACACCCAGAGCAGGCAAGGGGUCCCAGCGUCUCCCCCUCUUCACCUACCCCUCUUCACCUACUCCUCUUCCUCCGCCUCCUCUUCCCUCCACUUCCUGAACCCUACACCUACCUCUCACCUGCCCCACCCACCAUCUUUGCCAUUCCCAUGGGCUGGCACUGACUGUGGUGUGUAUGCCCUUUAAUUAUGUACAGCAGAGUGACAUGUAGACCAUCAAAUCACAUCGCGCCCCAAACUCAUGGGUGGGAGGGGCCAUGUGGGGUCCACCAAUCUGCUCUGUCAAAGGCUGUAGCCUGUCCUACUGUCCAUCUUUGGAGUUUUAAUAUCUUUUCUUUUGUCCUGUAACAUUUCAUUGUUUUAUUUUAACCUCAGAUAGCCCAGAACUGAAACACAACAUGUUUAUCCUUUUGUACAUGCUUAUUACACCCUGCAUACACUAACUGACACAGCACUUUUAGAGUAUAUCUAUGUGUACAUACAGUAUAUAUGCUUUAUAGGCUCUUCAACACAGCUCCAAGCUGAUUUGAUGAUCAGAUGAACAUGGGCCAUGUGAUUUAACAGUUGUCAGCUACUAAGUUUUGCCACUCCAUUUCUCAACCUGUGUUUUAACUGUACUGUGUGUAUGCAUUGGAUCUGUUUUGAAGCAUGAUGUACUAAUGGGUUAUGGAGUUCAACCCAGGAACCCAUGUCUUCAUUCAUUCUGAUAAAUGACAUGUUUUCAAGGAUGAAGGUUCAACCGUCUAAACAUCUCUCACUUUAGUUUGGUUCUUCUGGGUCCAUUAGACAUGAUUUUAUUAUGAUUUAUCCUGUUUUUAUGGAAGGAAAGUACAAAGGAUGCUAGUCUAUAUUAACAGAAAAGUGAACUAUCUUAAAACAACACAUUGAAAGAAAAGCUAGCAGCAGGCUAGAGCCAGAGGGAACCCCCUCUCUGUGGAGUGGGAUCAUAGCAAGACCAUGUGGAAAAAAGGGAAGGGCAUCUCCCUCAUCUGAUGAUCUCAUCCAAUCAGGGUUCUGGUUUUCCCUAGCCCGUUGAGAGGAAGUUGACAGCCUACGAUACUGCCUCAAUAUGGAGGAAGAAUAAGAGCGUCCGUGUCCCCCUCUCUCGUAUGCAUAACGUAUUUGAUUCAUGUUUCAGCCGUGUUAAAUAUAAUGGGAAUUUAGAGAUGGUUUUGGGAGUCAUUAUUUGCCGGGGUUAGGACCUACCUUUUCCUGUGUAUAGACAGAAAUGGGAAGUUGUUAUUUCUUUAGUCUGUCACUCCUUUUUUCCACACAUAAAAAAACUAAACAUGAAUACAUUCUGAUCUGUACCUUACCAAGGCAAAUGUACAACUCUUUUUUCACUGUUGACGAAAGGGCGUUGGGCUUGUUCCUGUUAGCUACAGCUUGACUGUGUGUGUCGUUAUCGAGUGUCACUGUGUCUGCUUCAGAGUGACAAAGGACUAUCGAUCUCUCCCACAAUGCCUCUGGGAGGUGCAACCAUUAGAGGCUGGCCUGCUAGCAUAGGGACACAACACAUCUCCACAUGUCCUCUAGGGUCAACUCACCUACCAACCAACCCACCAACCACAGAUAAUGGCCUAACAAGAAGAGGAAUACUCUAACAAGAAUAAACCGAUACAACCAGAGAUGUUGAUACAUGAGAGCUCCUGUAUUCAGUGGUGCAUGUCGUUGUUUUAAAUGAUGGUACAGAGAGUUUAAACUUGGCUCCCACUCCGACCACCAACUCUGUGACAGAGAGUGUGACGCCCUCAACAGGAUAUGUGCUAUCGAUGUACUACUGCCAUAUUUUCAACCUUAUUUUCAUAUCUAGGUUACUUACUUCGAUAGAACCCUCUGAUGAUACACCUUUUCUACUUACUCAGAGCCAUAUUUUAUAGGUUGUUGUUGUUUUGUACCCCAUCGUUAUUGAGGUUUCAUUUCUAUUCCACUCUGACCCCAAAACUGAUGGAUGCAAAACAACGUGUCACUGCCGAUAUAUGUGUCAUGGACUACAACGAUGUUUACAGAACAUAGUCUGCCUGCUGCCGUAAGCCUGCUGCCGUAAGCCUGCUCGCGCUGCGCCUCCCUCUUCUGGCUGGUCUCCUUGCUUAGUACAUCAUUAUUGGGAAGCUUUCUUGCAUGAUUUUCAUAUAAACUAAAUGUUUUGUUCAUUUUUUACAAUUCUUCUGUAUUUUUAUAUUUAGUAUUUUUGAAUAUUUUUGAAUAUAUAUGUAUAGGCUGAAGUGUUUUGGUGACAGUACAGCCCAUGAAUGAGAUGAAUCAACAGCAGAAUAUGUUUCUAUAUGCAGUAUAUUUAUGCCACAUUUGUAAACCAUGAUUGGUUGGCCGAUGCUGGGGCUAAGGAAGCUAAAAUAAACUGUUUACUCACUGUAGGCCAUGCGAUUGGACAUACUCUUUCAGCAAUCUAGCCUUACCACCUCUUUCCCUUCACUAUAUACAGUCUUAAAGAGACAGUAGCUUAAAUUCUGCUAUUUCUCUCAGUAACUUAAAUCAAAUGAGGUCCCAAUGAAAGUGAGUCAAAUAGAACAUGGUAGUAAACCGAACAUUGAAGUAAUGUAACAUUAAGUUGGAGUAUAUAUGAUUUUUAAUCUCUAUAUACAUAUAUUUAUUACAUGGGGUCUGUUCUUCCAGACUAAUAUGACUGCGAGUUUCAUUUAUUUUUUGAGAGGAUCGGUGCACUUAGACAACUGGGUAGUGACUUUAGUCGACUUGUCGAUAAAAGGGCAUGAAUUUCGAUUUCAUCCAAAUCAAUCGUUAACCUUUUUUAUUCUAAUGACUUAGGAAACUGUUUAGAGUAGAACUGUUAAACCGGUAGUGACAUCACUGCCUCUUCCUGUUUGUGUCCGUAAACAGAAACAAGAUGCUUUUGCUGUGGUGUCCGUUACAUGCUGACCAAACCGGCUCUACACGUGCGUGAUCGUGCGCAUAUUGAUUUUGUCUAUCCCUACCAGACAUGUUCAUGACACGUAGGUUAAAAUUCCAAAACCAACUUUUAAUUAAUAUAUUAAUUUGGGGACAGGUCGAAACACACAUGAAACAUUUGCUGUUGCUAGCUAAUUUGUCUGGGAGAUAAACAUUGGGUUGCCAUUUAUUUUUUUAUUUUUUGAUCUCUCCUUGUUCAUCUUUCUUAUGUGGAUUUUAUAUGGCUGUGUGGACCUUGUUCAUCUUUCAAUCACUCACGUGGGUAUAUGCUUGUAAAAACCAAUGAGUAGAUGGUAAGGCGGGACUUACAGCGCAUUAAGCGUCUAAAAUAGAACCAAGUUCUAUUUUAGUGCCUGGCCAUGCAGACGCCCGUUGAUGCGCAUGAGCAGUUUGGAUUAAGUGAUUGAAUAACAUGUAUGUGGACAUUUAUUUUCCAACACACAAGCGGACAGUUUGGUCAGUAUGUUAGACAGAGACUCAUUUUCGGGACACAUUUUGGGGACUCGCUUUCAAUGGUAAAUCUUUCUUUUCUUCUGAGAUAAUCUAUUUGGAAGACUGCACUUCUACAUUGAAUAUACUGUGUAAAUAUUGCCAUGGGAUGAUUUUGAACUUUGAACUCUAGGUAAUGAAAAGGGGGCAGUCAGUCAGUGAUCACCCAGCAUAGCUUUAAGAUUGUUCAGCCAAAUUCUUGUUUUGUACAAUCGCUGUUUUUUUUAUACUUUCUUUUUGUUUUUGACCAGAUUGUUUUAAACUGUUAUUGUCAGGUGAAUGUAUUUCCAUACUUUCCAUCUCCCCAACAUAGCAAAUGUUGUUGCAUGUAAAUGUGGACAGAGAAUGCAAAGAACUUGAAGCGUCGCUAAGAUUGUCCUUCUUCUAUUGCCAUGGUUGUGCUGUUGUUGAUCUCUUAUUGAACUGGUUCCAUUCCGUAGGUGAACAGAUACUCCAUCCGCUAGAAACACCCCGAUCUUUUGUUUGUUUGCUGUUUUGUUAUUAACCCUGGCACAACUGUACUACAGAAGCAGACCAACAGGUCUGUAUGUCUGAGGUGGAUGGCAAACUAAAGAACAGCCAGACAGUCCUGGCAAAGUUUGGUUUCUCUGUUGGACAAGCCCAUUGCUGCUUCUGACCAAUCUGUAAGACCUUUCCUCUUAUUGCACAUGUUUCAAUUAUGACUCAUGUAUGACAAAAUGAAACAUGCUAAGGCAUUGGGCAAUAACUGUUGACUGUAAAGGACUGCAUUGCUUCUCUAAAGCGUUGUCUUUCUUAGAUAGCUUUCUUUUCAUUGGGUUUGGGGGAUUUCUUCUGGGGCAGCUUCUCCGCAAGUUGUAAAUAAAAAAAGGUUUGAAAACUGGAAUAUCACAUUUGAAAGUCAUAACCCCCUUUAUUUUACAUAGGCCGAUGUUUACCCGAACCAGUUCUUGUGUUUUAAUACAUUUUCAAUUGCAUCUAAUUGCGAAAAGACAGAAAAAUUACUUUCUGUAAUUGAUAUGAUACACAGUAAUAGACACUGGUGUUAUUUUUGUAUAAACAUAAUAUCAUCUGUGUGGCAUGCAUGAUGUAUAAACAACUUGGUGGUUUAAAGCAAUAUGUCCAACCUGGUAGGAUUGGUACUUUCGUGUUCUGUGUAGCCUAAACCACGCUGUACUAGAGAGAAAAAAAUUGCCAUUUGUAAAAAAAGCUAGCUGUUCAAUGUUCUGCAUGUUUAAGUAUGGCAUGAGACAUCCCAAAUGUUUAACUGCUUCCAAAACAAAACUCCCACAUUUUGACUGAGUUGCUGUCCCAGUGAAACACACUGAGAGGAUGCUGCCUUGAAAAUAUAGGAUGGAAUGGAGGAGAGAUGGGAUGGGGUGGAGGAGGGAUGGGGUGGGGUGGGUGGAUGAAUGGGGUGGAUGGAUGUGUGAAUGGGACUCCAAUUCAAUUUCACAAAGAUCAGUUCAAUGAAGUGCUUUCUCUGUAGGUACUGUAACAGGUCCCUGUUGAGUACCUCAUCACUAGUGUGGAACGAUUACUACCUGGAUAUUAACUAAGGUACUUGUUGACUGUGUCAUUGUUCAUUCAUAAGGGACUAACAGCAACCACGCAGUCUACCAUCUGACUUUACCCCAUCUCACCAUAGCAGACGGAUGUGAAAACCAGCUCAACAAAAGCUUCAUACAUCAACUAUAUAACACCAUAGUAACACAGUAAAUUUAUAUAUUUUUUAAAACAAACACACUUUGUAAUUUAACCACGAAUAUUGUUUAUUUUUAAUUUUUGGUAUUUAGAAAGAACAAUCCUUAUCACUAGCCCCAUGCUGAAUCUCUUUCAGCACCGACUGAGAAGUAAUGAUGAUGCCAUGCUGUUCGUUGUUUAUUCCAUCAUCCAGCCAAAGCCAUGGGGAAUCACUCUUUAACAAGGAUAGGCAUUCUUUAUUCAGCUCAUCAUUUUACAUGUAUCACAUCAAUCGAUUUCCUCAUUACUCUCCCUCUCUCAUUCCGUCUCCCUCCAUCCAAGGACUGAGCUCGUCUGCUGCUGUGCCAAACUGCAGUCAACCUCUCUUCUAACAGCAGCAUCUCAGAUGUGUGAGAUUCUUAACUGGUUUAUUCAACAGUUCUAUCCAUUAUGGUAGUUCCUUCUAAUUGACGCUUUAAGGCUCUGUUUUUCCCACUCUUUCGAUCUCGCUAGUUGCAUUCUAUCGAGGGGUGGAGAAGGCUAUGCUCUGUCAGUGAGACCUGUGUGUACAGUAUGUCUCUGUGGGUCUUGUUGCCACAUGCAGAUUCCCAAUGUCUAAAGUCCUACAUCUGCCCAGACUCGCUUCGAUUAACAAGGCUCAUCUGUGUGUGGUCACCAAGUGCUUAUGGGGGAGAGUAGAGAAGUGUUUCACAGGCCGCAUGUCUCUUGUCUAGUUAAAAACACAUUGACAACUUGCUCUUCUAUCAGAGAACGAUUCCAUAUCAGUAACACAGAACGGCAUUCUGCUGUUGUCAACAGCAGUCUAGCUUGUCUCGUCUCCUUUAUGGGUUGCUGCUGAUCUAGAGGAGGAAGAUAUAAAAGAGAGCUUCCCCUCUCUUUACAUCACCAGUUACUGUGACUCUAUGUACAUCACAGGUGUGCCUCAGCUUAAGCACUUGGUUGGUGUCUUUCUUCAUAGCUAUGUUGUUGAAACCAGGAAGUUUUCUUUUUUAUUUAACCCUUAUUUUAUCAGGUGACUGAAAUCACAUUCUCAUUUACAGCAACAACCUGGGGAAUAGUUACAGGGGGAUGAAUGAGCCAAUUGGAAGCUGGGGAUGAUUUGAGGGCCAGAUUGGGAAUAUAGCCAGGACACCGGGGUUAACACCCCUACUCUUAUGAUAAGUGCCAUGGGAUCUUCAGUGACCACAGAGAAUCAGGACCUCGUUUAACAUCCCAUCCGAAAGACUACCUUGCACAGGGCAAUUUCUUUUAGACCAGAGGAAAGAGUGCCUCCUACUGGCCCUUCAACAGCAUCUGGUCUCCCAUUCAGGGACCGACCAGGACAAACCCUGCUUAGAUUCAGAAGUAAGCCAGCAAGAGAGGUAUGAGGGCAGCUGAUUGGUUUAUCUGAGCAUGUUGGAGUGACCGUAGGUCAUUCUGGAGAUCCAUCGCUCAUUCUGGUUGGCUUGGUGUGAACAUAAUUGUAGAAACUUUUCAAAGAGCACAGUCUUGUUUUGCUAAAUUGAGCUGUGUUUACACUGACAGCUUUUGACAUUUUUUUGCUCAUUUCUCUCGAGGUGAGAUGUUGUUACAUCGCCCUGACCUGCAACCAUGUUAAUGCAACCAUGACUAAUUCUGACAGGCACUCAAAAUGGUUUGGUGUUACAUGUGAAAUGUAGUUUUGGUUUCAUGGUCGUGUCCCCACAGAGCUGAGGUACUGAAACGGGCAAGCCUGUUGAUUUGAUUGACGCAAGAGAAACAACAGCAAAAUCAGGGGAGGAAUUAAAUUGGCUGAAAUUGUUAAGUGUGUGUGUGUGUGUGUGUGUGUGUGGUGUGUAUGUGCGCAUAAUAGUAAAUGUGCAAAUGUGAGGGUUUGUAUUGAGGCUCAUUCUCUGUGGGUACAGUAACUGUCUGUUUUCUUCUAGAAGGGCCUUUGAGCAGCGUCUCCUCAGUUUGUGUCUCACCUGACAGACACACAACAAACACAUUCAUUCCCUGUUCUUUCCCACCAUCUCCUCUUUAGUAAAUAAGAUUCAUUAUCAUGCCAAAAUGUCAGACCUGUUUGCUUCAAACUAUGCAACAGAAUUCUGCUAUUAGAAUAUCGUUGAUUUAUUUCCUAAAUUCUCCUCAACACACUCUCUCUCUCUCCUUCUCUCGCUCACUCUCUCUUUCUCUGUCUGUGUGUGCUUGUCUAUGUCUCAAUGGAUCCAGUUGUUUCCCAUAUUUGAGUUCUUUCUACUAACAGAAACAGAAGUGUAUAAUGUAUGUAUGUAUGUAUGUGUGUACACGAUGUGCAAGCACCCUGAAUUGUUCUUUACUCUGUUGUAAUAAUGAUCAUGUUGAAUGCCUUGGUCUUUAUGUCCUGUAGUUUGAAUUUAACAGAACAAAAAAUGAUAAUCAAGCAAGAAAGUUGUUAUAAAUAUAUAUAUAUAAAUAUAUACAAAUCUAUAUACAUAAAAUAAAGCCAUUGGGAUUUGAAAUACA